Drosophila yakuba is the source of this 2025-nucleotide messenger RNA. RefSeq names its product calcium uptake protein 3, mitochondrial (gene MICU3). Gene Ontology annotation, cellular component: uniplex complex. Gene Ontology annotation, biological process: calcium import into the mitochondrion; mitochondrial calcium ion homeostasis. The transcript is spliced from 10 exons. Lineage: Eukaryota; Metazoa; Arthropoda; Insecta; Diptera; Drosophilidae. The record is from RefSeq and is a predicted model, not a curated record. The coding region runs from base 522 to 1745 and encodes 407 amino acids. Gene Ontology annotation, molecular function: calcium ion binding.
CCAAGUGUUUGGUGUGGAAAAGUCAAUAAUUAGAUGAAAAAAGACCUGCGCAGCUAUUUUUAGCUUGUGGCAUGUCAGUGACUACGUUACACCACUACGUUACUACGUAACGCAACGGAAGUGAUAUCUUAUCAGCUGUUUUUCAGCGUUUUGUUGUGCUCCGCGCAUUCGCUGCAUUAUUAUUGUUUUUCAUUACCAAGUCGUUUACCUAGCCCAUAAAAUGUAUUUAAUACAUAUGCAUUCUGAUUGAUUACCAAAGAACAACAACAAAAGCCAACCAAAUUCAGUUCAGGGUCGUUAUUAAUGAUGUAAAUUGAGCUUUGUUGUUGUGCGUGUCCAAGUUCAAUGAAAUAGCAACCACUACAACUAUGUGCCAACCUGUUGACAUUGUCUCUGGGUAGACCUAAAAAACUGGAAAACAUGUUGACCGCGACGAUAGCGAGCUGGAGAACGUGAAACUAACGGCGCGGGAGCGCCGCUUCAUCAAGUUUGCAUCCGUGGAGUACGAUGAUCAGCUCUAUAUGACCCCGCAGGACUUCCUAGACUCUGUUGUGGAGCAGGAACCCAGACCUCGCUUGAAACGUCGGCAGUUGUCCAGCGAUGAAGUGGAUAAGUACAAGGAAAACACUCCUGCUUUGAAGAAGGGCUCCACACGUCUGUUUCGCAACCUUCGGGAUAAGGGCAUUGUCUCCUAUACGGAAUAUUUGUUUUUGCUAUCCAUUCUUACAAAACCCAAAUCGGGUUUCCGCAUCGCCUUCAACAUGUUCGACACGGAUGGAAAUCAGCGCGUUGACAAGGACGAGUUUCUAGUGAUAAUUUCCAUUUUGGCCGGCGCUUUAAAAGACACUCAAAAUGUCGAUCCGCAAACCAAGCAAAUUCUCUCGCGUUUAGUUUCCUACGAUGAGCAAAGUCAAAUGACGAAACCCAUGGCAGUGCCUCAGGCGAAGAGGGGUCUAAUGGAGCGCAUUUUUAGUGGCGCUUGGAAGGAGAAGCACGGCGAGCAAGAGCCAGAAGAGGAACUCGCAACGCCCACUUCCCUUGAGCAGAACUAUGUGAACGAUGGCGAGGGUCUGCAGCGACGUCACAUGGUGCCCACCACCCUGCAGCUGCACUUCUUCGGAAAGCGGGGCACUGGGGUGAUUAACUACGAUAACUUCUACCGCUUCAUGGACAACCUGCAGACGGAGGUGCUCGAGCUGGAGUUCCACGAGUUCUCCAAGGGCAACAGCGUCAUCAGCGAGCUGGACUUUGCCAAAAUCCUGCUGCGGUACACGUACUUGGCCACGGACGAGUAUGAUGUGUUCCUGGAGCGCCUGCUCGAGCGGGUCAAGGAUGAGAAGGGCAUAUCUUUUCACGAUUUCCGGGAUUUUUGCCAUUUCCUUAACAAUCUGGAUGACUUCACGAUCGCCAUGCGCAUGUAUACGCUGGCGGAUAGGGCCAUUUCAAAAGAUGAAUUCUCGCGCGCUGUGAAGAUCUGCACCGGCUAUAAGCUCAGUCCCCACUUGAUCGAUACCGUGUUUGCCAUUUUCGACGCGGAUGGCGAUGGCCUGCUGUCCUACAAGGAGUUCAUCGCCAUCAUGAAGGAUCGCCUGCAUCGCGGCUUCAAAGUAAGUGGUCGUUUCUUUGAUUACAACGAAGCUCUGGACGCCUACGAUGAGCCCGAUUAUCCGCUGUUUGUGGCCUGGCGACAUCGGGUGUGUCGCCACCUGGAUUACUUCAUUGACAGCGAUGCGCUUUGGCACUGAUUACUGAUUAUUUAGAUUAUCUUAAUUUAUUUUAAGUCAUUUAAUGAAUACCUCGUUUUGUUUGCCGCUCUUGUCCCUUUAUCGCUGACCAGCAUUGAAUGUGUGUGUUCAUUUGAUUUUGUCUCGACUGUAAUCGUUUUUGCUUUAAGCUUCAUGUUUAACUGCGUUAACUUAUAAUUUAGUUAAGGACAUUAACCCGAUUUCAUGACAUUUAUUAUUAUUAUUAUUAAAAUUCGCUUUAAUUUGAAUUAGCCAUAUAACCAUUAAACCCUGAAAUAUA